AUGUCGAAAAAAAGCGAUAUUUUUAACAUUUUUAAAAUGAAACCACGGGAAUCAACUCCAAGUACUGUGAAUCCACAUAAUGCUUCUAGUUCAAAUAGUACAAUAUUUAGCACAGUUACUAAACCGGAGGUACAGUCACAUGAACUAAGUCAUGAUCCGAUGGCUCCUAAAGAUUUGGGAAAUAUAGAAACUGGUCCAUUUCAGCCAAAACUUCAAACAUAUCCUAAAAAGUUGUAUGGUUCCCAAAAUCGUGGAUAUUCUGCAUCAUACUUUGCUGAAUAUAAUUGGUUGGAAUAUAGCUUAGAAACUGAUUCAGUGUAUUGCUUUCCUUGUCGGAUUUUCGGUACUACACCUUCAGAAGAAACAUUUACCUCAAAAGGUUUUAAUAACUGGAAAAAACUUAGUGGGUCUAAAGGUAUUGCCAAAGGUUCAAAAUCAAAAUUGCAACUGCACUCAUCUACUAUCUACCAUAUAAAUUGUAUGACAAAAUGGUCUAUGCGUAAACUAGCAGAUCAGUCUGGUCUCAUCGAUAUUUUAUUAUUUCUUGCACGCCAAGGUCUAGCGUUUAGAGGCCACAAUGAAAGCGAUACUUCACUAAACCAAGGAAACUUUAAAGUAAUGUGUAAGCUUCUUUCUGGCUAUAAUUCUAACUUAAAUGAUAUGUUUAGUAAUGAAAUAAUCAAUUAUACUAGUCCUAAGAUACAAAAUGAGCUAAUUGAGAUCUGUGCAGACAAUUUAUUGAAUAUUAUAGUUGAUGAAGUUAAUGAAGUAUCUUUUUUUUCAAUUAUGUGCGAUGAAGCCAGGUGUCAUAAACAAGAAUAUAUGUCAAUUUGUAUAAGAUAUGCUAAAGACUUCAUCACUUAUGAGCGUUUUUUGGGUUUUGUGGAUGUUUCUACUAACCAAAAUGCUGAUUAUCUUUCAUCAGCUAUUAUUUUAUUUUUAAAAAAAAUUAACUUGGACAAAAUACCAAUUAUUGCACAAAGUUAUGAUGGAGCAAGUGUUAUGUCAGGUUCUAGAAGUGGUCAAUCUAGAACUGUAUUCAAUGCAUUAGAGUCUAUUUAUGUACACUUCUCGCAACCUUCAAAUAAUACAAAACUGCAAGACAUGCAAAAAAAUUUGAAUAUGAAAAAAAUUACACUUACUGCUAUUAGUGAUACAAGAUGGGUAUGUCGUUACAAGAAAAAAGUUGAUGAAAAUAAUGAUAGGGAUAUUUCCAGAGCUAUUGGAAUUUUAACAAUGAUACAAAAUGGUUCCUUUAUUGUUCAUCUUCAUAUUAUAAAUUACGUAUUGGGUAUCACCAAUAUUUUAAGUAAUAAAUUGCAAAAUACAAAUGGGACAUUAGGUGAAGCAGCUUGUCUAAUUAAUGGAAUUAUAAAUACAUUUGAAAAUAGUAGAAAUUCAUAUUCAUACUCAGAUGUUUGGAAUGCAAUAGUCACAAUUUCUCUUGAAAAUAACAUAGAUUUGGAAAUGCCUUCGACAAUAGCUACAUUAUCAAAAAGAAAAAGACAAGAGCCUGCUGCAUUAAAGAAUUUUCAUGUUACAACAACCACUGGUGCAGACGAUGGAGGUAUUCAAUAUGAGGAUAAUGUCAAAGAAUAUUGGAAAAAACAUGCUUUCUAUCCUGUGACUGAUAGUAUUUUAGUUAACAUGAAGCACAGAUUUUCACCAGAAAGUCUAAAACUGGCCAUAUCAAUUGAUAACUUAAUUAAUCUAGAAUAUAAACAAAGUGACAUUUUUGUAAACCAGUAUAAGGCUUUAUUAAAUAUUAAUCAAACUGACUUAAAAUCCGAAAUUUUGGUUGCAAAAAAUUGUUAUACUCAAUUGGAAACGAUUAACAAUCGUCAGGAACAUUUAAAUCAGCUAAAAUGUAUCGUGGAAAAAUCUGUUUUCCCAAAUUUAUACAAAAUUUUACAUUUAGCGCUUUCAAUUCCUACAAGUUCUGCAUCUUGUGAAAGAACGUUCUCAGCAAUGCGUCGAAUAAACACUUACAUAAGGUCUACGUUGGCAUUUCGAGUUACCGAGUACCAGGAGCGUAUGGACUAUAAUUGCAACUCGGUAAACGGUAGUCUUUCAUCAAUUUUCACUUUGUCGGCGACGGCCGCGGCUCAACAGGCAACACGAUCACAAUAUUAUUAG
Messenger RNA from Acyrthosiphon pisum (pea aphid), 2136 nucleotides. Its product is annotated as zinc finger MYM-type protein 1-like. The coding region runs from base 1 to 2136 and encodes 711 amino acids. The record is from RefSeq and is a predicted model, not a curated record. Gene Ontology annotation, molecular function: protein dimerization activity. The transcript has 13 exons. NCBI's taxonomy places the organism in Eukaryota, Metazoa, Arthropoda, Insecta, Hemiptera, Aphididae.